This is a messenger RNA of Phycodurus eques (leafy seadragon), 2129 nucleotides long. Its product is annotated as leucine-rich repeat-containing protein 52-like. Gene Ontology annotation, cellular component: voltage-gated potassium channel complex. Gene Ontology annotation, molecular function: voltage-gated potassium channel activity; potassium channel activator activity; transmembrane transporter binding. The transcript is spliced from 3 exons. The coding region runs from base 350 to 1312 and encodes 320 amino acids. The record is from RefSeq and is a predicted model, not a curated record. Lineage: Eukaryota; Metazoa; Chordata; Actinopteri; Syngnathiformes; Syngnathidae.
AGAACGCGUCGCGCAGCAUCAGUCCUCGAGACGUGCCGCGCAGGAGGAGGAAAAAGACGGCUCAUCCCGGAUUGGUGGAGUAUGCGCGGGUCAUCCCUUUGGCUCGGGAACUGACGACCCCGUCAUGCACUCAGCCGGGGACAAGUAACUCACCAGCAUGAGUCACCACGGGGGUGAUUCAGUGGCUCGGUGGGGCAAAGUUCGCUAAGCUCGCCCACCAGGGUGUCGCCCGCCUGGGACUAACUAACUAAGAGAGGCUGGAUCCCGAGAGGUUGGAUCCCAAGAGCCUGUCCAGGAUGACCAGGGAGGGUGUCCCUGCUGCGUGACGCUCCGGGCUCCGGCCCCCGUCAUGCGUGUCCCCCGCCAGCCCGGCGCCCACUCCCUGCGGCUCCUGUCCCUCUUGGUUUUCGUGAUGGGGGCGGCCCCCUCACCGGCUCUGACAGCCGGCUGCCCUGACAGGUGUGUGUGCGACGACCAGCUGGUGGUCCAGUGCGCCGGGCGGGAGCUGACCCGGUUCCCCGCCGAUCUUCCCCUGGCCACUCGGCAGCUCAUCAUUUCCAACAACCGAAUAGGGGACCUCCCGGCAUUGCAGCUCAACUACCUGUCCGACCUGGUCUACCUGGACUGCAGUAACAACUCCCUCACGGAGAUCUCCGAGUCCACCUUCGGGAACCUGCGUAAGCUGGCCUAUCUGGACCUGUCCUUCAACGCCCUGCUGCAGAUCGAUGAGCGGACUUUCGGGCCUCUGGCGUCCCUGGUCAUGCUGCGGCUGACGGACAACCCGGGUCUCGGGGAGAUCCACUCCGAUGCCUUCGCCGAGAAUCUGGCUCUACAGGUCCUGGACGUGAGCCGGAACAACCUGACAGCCCUUAACAUCAGCGGUCUGAUCGGCCUGCCGGCCCUCAGGUCUCUGGGACUCAGCGGGAACCCGUGGAGGUGCGACUGCGACACAGAAGACCUCUGCCUUUGGGUCCAGAUCGAGAGCUUCAAGUUCCAAGACGAGGGCCAGACGGUGUGCCACAACCCGGCCGAGCUCGCGGGCCGGCAUCUGGCCGAGGUGGGAAUGCAGCUGCGGGCGGACUGCCACCAGGGCCUGGGCUACUGGGACUACCUCUUCUUCGUGGCUAUCGGCUUCGUCAUCUUCUCGGCUGGCACCGUGUCGGCGUGGGUGAUGGGCGUGCUCAUGGUGCUGCACGAGCGCUACAGCAAACGCAAGAGCGAGGAGCUGGACAGCGACGACGAGGACUCCAGGGGGGGCGGCGGGGGCAAGCAGGGAAACGGAGACGUGAGCAAGCCUGGCACGCAGGUCUGAUGCCGCCGAUGACUCUGAGACCAAAGACUGCAUCCGUGGAUCUCGUUCUCUUGGGCUGUGUUCGGAAUCACUCCCUAACCACUGUACAGCGCCCUAUAUAGUGAGGUCACCAUUUUGUAGUGCUGUUCGAAUGUGGAGUGAGAAUGGGUUUUCCCCUAACGUAUCCCACAAUGCAGCUUGAAAAGUAGUGAACAACCGUUGCUCGCUAGAAAAGUAAGAGCGAACUAUUCGAAGGGGGGAUGGGGACAGCGACCGAGCUCUGCCACGAACAACGAAUAUUUGCGAGUAAUUGAAAAAAAAAAGGUUUAUAAUUUCCUACAUAUGCUAUAAGAUGGUGGCAACGCACUACUAAUAAAGAUCCUCAACUAAUUUCAACAGAGUUCCUUGGCACCAGGAGGCCAGAAGAUGGCACCAAACCAAUACGUUUAACUUGGGCAAAGCUUUGGUCCAGGCACAAAAUCAUGAAUCAUGAAUAAGUGAUGUUUUUAGAAAAUAAUGGAGGUUAGCCCCCCGCCCCCCCAAAAAAAAAAAAAAGAAUCUGUGACGAUGACGUCAUUAGGGAGUAGGGAGCAAGUGAAUGUUUCCGAACACAGCCUUUGUUAUUGUCAAUAUACUGUAUUCCUUAACACAAGGACGGAAUGUGUGUUUUAGGUGUGAAUACAAAGAGUGUGUGUGUGUGUGUGUUUGUGUGUGUGUGCGUGUGCGUGUGUGUGUGUGUCUAAACCAGAAGAUCAACUGUAUGCAUUCACCUUGUGAAUAGGGAAGAUUAUUGAGAGCAAUAACCCCCUGCACAUGCGCACUUACCAGUCGCCUGGGA